Messenger RNA from Hydatigera taeniaeformis, 4074 nucleotides. Lineage: Eukaryota; Metazoa; Platyhelminthes; Cestoda; Cyclophyllidea; Taeniidae. The record is from the annotation of a GenBank genome assembly.
AUGCUAGAUGAUCUUAUCCCAAAUGUGUUCUCGGUUUCUAGGAUUUUCAGGUUUUCGAACUCCUUGGUCGUGGGGGCUUCGCCCAAGUGUAUCGUGCCAAAUCGAUUAUCACCGGCCAAGAGGUCGCAAUUAAAAUGGUACGUCUCAAUUUUGCGCUUUCUGGUUUACAUCGACAAGAAAUAUAUGCAUCAACAUGGCCUUACUCAUCGCGUUCAACGGGAGGUUGAAAUUCACAGUCGAUUGAAGCAUCCUGCGAUCCUUGAGCUGUACACAUGCUUUGAAGAUGCGAAUUAUGUCUACUUAGUUCUCGAAUUUUGUGACAAUGGUGAGCUACAGGCCUACAUUCGACAGAACGGAUCGGUUUCUGAGGAUAUGGCUCGCCACUAUAUGAAGCAAAUCAUCAGUGGUUUGCUUUAUCUCCAUUCGCACAACAUCCUCCACAGAGAUCUAACUUUGGCCAAUCUGCUUCUGACAAAGGAUAUGAAAGUGAAAAUUGCUGACUUCGGUCUUGCGACAAAAAUUGAGCCUGGUGAAGACCAUACUACCAUGUGUGGUACCCCUAAUUACAUUUCACCGGAGGUCGCAAGUCGUGGUCAUCAGGUCCUGGAGACGGAUGUUUGGUCCCUUGGUUGUAUGCUCUACACCUUGGUAGUGGGUCGUCCUCCAUUUGACACUCGUGAGGUCAGGAGCACUCUAAAUCGAGUAAUCGCUGGGGACUACGAAAUGCCUACUCAUCUUUCUCCCGACUGCUCUGAUCUCAUCGCCAAACUCCUGCGAAAACAACCGCAGGACCGUAUCAAACUCUCAGAUAUGAUCCGGCAUCCCUUCAUAACUAGAAGCGCAACAUCCAGACGCAAAAUUGUGAAUGAGCACUCCAGAGACAGUGGGAUUGAUUCAAUGUCACGUACGCCCACUACCGCAAUGCUCUCAAACUCAGUCACAGCCACAACUACUACAGCAUCCACCGGGAACAGUCGUCACUCUCUCUCUUGCCGGCCAGGUGCAAGCAUUCUACCCCCACGUCCAUCUUCUCGCCUCUCAGUGGACAUGCAUCAUUCAGGGCAGAUCCACCAACCUUGUCACCCAACACCACUUACCCCCUUCGAUUCGAGGCCUAAUCAACCUCCAAUUUCUGCAACGCGACUUCGCGGUGGCUCUCUGCAACACCUUCCACCCCCCUCAAAGACUUUGUCGGGCUUAUCUAUUGCGACCUCAUCCUCAUCUCCCUGUCGGUCUGCUUCAGUGGGAAGUCUUCAACGCACUCCGCACCAGCCAAGACUCUCAGCUCUCUGUUCCUAUCGACUGCGUCCAAUGCGCACCAUCACCCGCAUGGCAGUGAUCAACAUUCUCCCCGAUGAGUCGGUUUGUUUGGAAUUUUUCGAUCCGCAAGUGGGCCAACAGAAGCUUGUUGUUGAAGUUAUGGGCAUCUCAGCUGAUGGGCAGGAGGUGAUCGUUUACUACCCGAAUGGAGGACGCGGAGUGCCUCCGAAUGCGAGCAGCCCUGUGGCAGCAUGCUCUGGCGACACAUAUGGAGUGUAUAGACUCGCUCAGCUCCCUGAAAAAUACUGGAAGAAAUACCAGUUUGUAUCCAAGUUCAUAAAUAUGGCCAAAGCUCACACACCCAAAGUGACACUGUACACACCGCGAGCUAAGUGUAUCCUAAUGGAGAAGGUGGAGCCCCAAGCAGAUUUUGAGAUGGAAAUGCUUGUAGAUGGCAGUCGAGUUGUCUGUCUUGGUGGCGAUGCAGCCGGGACAGUCCAAGUCAUCACCCAGACCAAUGGCACCAUUACCGUUGACCGCAGACAGCCUUUGGAUAACCUUCCAACCGCAACCAGGGAACUCAUUUCCUAUGCGGAAAGGUGUCGACGUCGUUGCUUGGAGAUCGAGAGUUCAUUGGAGAAGUUCAAUGUUGCCAUAUCUCCGUUGGAUCCGGAAGUCUUGUCGCCUUUCCCCAUCAUAAUUGGUCGCCGAGCCUGCAUGGCUCCUAAACCCAAAGGUCCCAUCACGUCAGCAUGCCUCUCUCAGCUCGUGGCUAGUUGCAUCACCCCGGUCAGGGGUAAUCAACCGCACCCUCCUUCACGCCACUAUGAACCUCUAUUUGUCCCCUCUGUUGGAUGGGUCUCACAGCCAUCACCGGAGGAGUUACAGGUUCAGUUCAACGACGGCGCCCGACUUAUAGUUGUUUAUUCCACAGCAACAGUCCACAGCAUUCGUUACCAUCCUCCAGCAACGUCUGAUGAGGGCGAGGUGGAGCAGGUCUACUCGACUGCGUCAUCCUCCGCGCCUCUGCCAGCCGAGGCCCUAAUGAGAUUUAAGGAAUUCAAUGUUCGAGCACUUUUUACCUACAGAAAACUCUUGGAUAAAAAACAACAUGCAGUAGCAUGGGGCGAUUCCAACGGAAACAUAACCAUUCUCCUUCUCGAUGAUUUUGCCGAUCUUCUUCACGGAUGGCGACUGAUGCGACCAAUGGAAGUUCAGCCUACAAUGAGUAUCAGCGCUGUGGUAGUAGACCCAAAAGUCUCCUUUGUUCGAUGGAAGACUCACGACGAAUGGACUGCUAAGAGCAUUCGAGUGUGGAACCUCGCCACUGGCAAAUUGGUUUCUGAGGUCACAGACGCGCAUGAUGGAGAACCAAUCACAUGCAUGUGCUUCGACCUGACCGAGAGACGUCUGAUAACUGGUGGUCGAGACGGUGUUGUGCGUAUUUGGAACCAUCACUCCGGGGCUUGUUUGUUGGAGCUGCGACCCAUUGUUGGAUGGAAUGAGCGAGUAACGCUCUAUCAAGACGAUACAGAUGCAAUUUGGAGAGAAAGGAGUGAGAAGGUUGAACAACUUUUUCUCCCACCUUGGCGUCAUGAUGGCACCACAGUGGAGGGACAUCGAGAGAAUAUCUGCGAAAUGACUGUCUCAAAGCACUCUUAUCUUCUGAGCACUGGUGACUUUGGUGGCGAAAUUUGCAUCUGGAACGCUGUCAGUGGACAUGUGUUGAAACGGCUUAAGGCACCGACUGAAGUCAAAAAUCAUCAAAGGCGGUGUGUAGCUCGAUUGGCAUUUCUUGAAAGUAGGAAGGACUUAAAAAAUGCAGCCAAUCUAGUCUCCUGUGGACCAAAUGAAAUUAUUCACUUUUGGGCUCUCUAUACCAGUAAGCCUCACUACGCUUCCUUCCCGGUGUCUUCCGUCAAUGAUGUAGCGGCUCUGACGAUAGCCUUGGGACAGUGUACAGAGAAUCGAAAAACUACUGACACACAUCUCUUUACUGGUGAUGAAAUGGGAUGGAUUCAAGUGUGGAACAUCAAAAAUUAUGCUUUGUGCGAGCCUGAAAAGACACAUCCACCAAUGUUGUAUAUUUGGAGAGCGCAUACGGAGCGUGUCACCAGUAUGGAAGUAAUCAACAUGAAGCAACUCCUAGUCACCACGUCUGUCGAUUGCUGUGCAAGAUUGUGGUCAUGGAGGGGUGUCUUCAUUGGAACAUUUGGUCAGCCUACACCAUGGGAUGUGGCGACCUCGACACUGGCGAGCUGCCAAAUAGGGCCAUUUGAUGUAUUGAUGGAUCCACGGACUCAUGUAGUCCCAGAACUUCACGCGAUUCAAGCGAUGACAACUUUAACUGGUACAACAUCCAGUGAAGUACGACAGGAUGCAGAAUUUGACAACUAUACUAGAAAACUUUUUGGUGCAUUAUCUUCCCAGAGUCGGUCAAUAUACGAGGCGAUUGCUGAACUUCUAAACAACCCAGAAAGCGUCCUCGACGAGAUGGAUGUCAAGGGCAAUGAAGAAUUAGGGUUGAACAAUGAGGAUUUUAGAAGAAUGGGAGUACAUCCAAGGAUUUUCCAUCACCUUAAGAUCUACCCUCUUACGGAUGAGGCUACGCUUGUAAAACCCGAAAGCUAUACUGAUCCUGAGAGAAUGAUGGAGGACGUGGAAGAAGCAAAGUUGGAAGAAGAGUUGACGCCGUUGAAACCCACUAUUGAAGACCAUGCAUUCUUUUUGUUGCGUUUGGUAUAUUACUACCGCGGCUCAGAAGAAUUGCCUAUUAUGAGCCUUGAAUCGUUUAUGCGACAAGACUCAUUGUAA